Anisakis simplex (herring worm) is the source of this 324-nucleotide messenger RNA. The record is from the annotation of a GenBank genome assembly. NCBI's taxonomy places the organism in Eukaryota, Metazoa, Nematoda, Chromadorea, Rhabditida, Anisakidae.
AUGGAACUGAUGCCAAAGACUCGAACAGAUCCUGUCAAGCAUUCGUUGGAGAACAUCAAAAAACUUGUCGGGAAUCACAAACUCUUGGGUCAGAUGUACAGCGUGGAAAAAUUAUCAGCAAUCCAGAAAAUAUCUGCACCUGAUGAGUUAACGAGAAAUCUCAAGCAAGAAGCGAUUCGUGUAUCCGAGCUGGAAGGUGAAAUACGACAUCUUAAGUCAGAACUGCAGAACGAGAAAGAGCAACGCAAGAACGCAACAAUUCUGCUCAUUGAAAUGGGUCGUGAUAUGCGUUACCUUAUUGACUCGGCACGCGAUCGUAGUUGA